GCGAGUGAAUUCAAUUCCGUAAAAAACGUUUCGAGCGGCGGACGCGUGCAGCGGACGAAAAUAAAACACGGAGAGCGAGCGGCGAGUGUGGAGGCAGUAAAACAGAAAACUAGAAAAACGCAGAAAACUAGCAAAGCAGAAUAACUGUAAAACUCAAACUCAAAGACUCAAGAACACACUCGAAGAAAAAUUGGUUCAGCUGUUACACGAACGAUCGCGAGUGUGUAAAUAAAGGAAAAUAGUUAGCACAUUUUUUUUUGCCGUGUGAGUGCAAGGAAGCGAGAGAACGAAAAAAAGAGGCAAAGAAUGGAUCGCGAGCUGAACGGGGCGAUGAGGAGCGUGUCCAUAAAUAGCGCCCAACAGAAUGGUCACAAUAACGCCGUUGGAGGCGGUCGAGAUGAAACGGACCGCGUGGGCGUGGCACAGGGGGCGGCACUGAGCGGUGCACCGGCGGCGACCACAAAAUUGGGCGCCACAACCACAGCCACAAAUGUUGUUAAAACGACAACGGCGGCGGCGGCGGCCACAACAAAUUCAACUCACAGCAACAGCAGCCCGCAGCAAAUUGCACUCUUGUCCGCUGCAGAGAAAACCAAGAUGGUGCACGAGUUAUGUCAGCAGCUGCUAUUGACGGACGAGCAGGUCCAGGAGCUGUGCUACCGCAUCCUGCACGAGCUGCGUCGCGGCCUGGCCAAGGACACCCAUCCGAAGGCGAAUGUCAAGUGCUUUGUGACCUACGUCCAGGAUCUGCCCAACGGCAAUGAGCGGGGCAAGUUCCUGGCCCUGGACUUGGGUGGCACCAACUUCCGGGUGCUGCUCAUCCAUCUGCAGGAGAACAACGACUUCCAGAUGGAGUCCAGGAUCUAUGCCAUACCGCAGCACAUCAUGAUCGGUAGUGGCCAACAGCUCUUCGAUCACAUUGCCGAGUGCCUGUCCAACUUUAUGUCGGAGCAUAAUGUGUACAAGGAGAGGCUGCCGCUGGGAUUCACCUUCUCCUUCCCGCUGCGCCAGCUGGGCCUGACCAAGGGUCUGCUGGAGACCUGGACCAAGGGCUUCAAUUGCGCCGGCGUGGUCAACGAGGAUGUGGUCCAGCUGCUGAAGGACGCCAUCGCCCGGCGCGGCGAUGUCCAGAUCGAUGUGUGCGCCAUCCUCAACGACACCACCGGCACCCUGAUGAGCUGCGCCUGGAAGAAUCACAACUGCAAGAUAGGUCUGAUUGUGGGCACGGGCGCGAAUGCCUGCUACAUGGAGCGGGUGGAGGAGGCGGAACUGUUUGAGGCCGAGGAUCCCCGCAAGAAACACGUCCUCAUCAACACGGAAUGGGGCGCCUUCGGGGAUAAUGGUGCCCUGGACUUUGUGCGCACCGAGUUCGAUCGGGAUAUCGAUGUGCAUAGCAUCAACCCCGGCAAGCAGACGUUCGAGAAGAUGAUCUCGGGCAUGUAUAUGGGCGAGCUGGUGCGUCUGGUGCUGGUGAAGAUGACCCGGGCGGGCAUACUCUUUAACGGCCAGGAUUCGGAGGUCUUGAACACCCGCGGCCUGUUCUUCACCAAGUAUGUGAGCGAAAUCGAGGCGGACGAGCCGGGCAACUUCACCAACUGUCGCCUGGUGCUGGAGGAACUGGGCCUGACCAAUGCUAGCGAUUCGGACUGCGCCAAUGUGCGGUACAUCUGCGAGUGCGUGUCGAAGAGGGCCGCCCACCUGGUGUCCGCCGGCAUUGCCACUCUGAUCAACAAAAUGGACGAGCCCACGGUGACGGUGGGCGUCGAUGGCAGUGUGUACCGCUUCCAUCCCAAGUUCCAUAACCUGAUGGUGGAGAAGAUCUCGCAGCUGAUCAAGCCGGGCAUCACCUUUGACCUCAUGCUCUCCGAGGACGGCUCGGGCCGUGGAGCGGCCCUGGUGGCCGCCGUCGCCUGCCGGGAGGACAUACUCAAUAGCAAGAAGUAGGAGGAGCAGGAGGAGGAGGAGCCCAUGGAGCCUCUGGAGCCGCUGGAGCAGCUGAAGCAGUCCUAGGAGAAACAGCAACGUACACACCACACCAAACAUAGCAGACACGAAACCUAGUAAACGGCCACGGUGGCGUAUGCGUAAUAAUUACAGUAGAGCCACGCUAACUCGCAAAGGCCCCAUAUAUCACCCCAAAAAAAUACAAAAAAAGAAGCUGCCACGAUGAAAAGAAAUCAAAAAAAAACCCAUAUACAUCAUAUAGGGCAUUUGCGAGUUGGCCUGGCCUCUGAUUAGUAUUUUAAUUAGGCAAAAAACCAGGUUUUUAACAAGAAACGUAACAGAAAAGCCCCGCUAAGAGACGUUCUAUCUCUUUCUCUCCUAGUUAAACGAAACAGAAAAAACAUAAAAAACGCUAUGCUUAAUGAUUAUGGAUCGAUUUUCGAUUUUUGUUGAAAAUUUGUUAUGCUAUUAUAUACAUUUCUAUAUAUAUAUAUAUAUAUAUAUAUUUUACAAAAUCCAUAAUAUACACACAAAAACAUGAGGUAUAUAUAUAGUACAAUUUGUGAAGCGAAUUUCUUUUCGAUUGAGACAAAACAAUUUUUUUUUGUAAUACCCCCGCCCAAAAACCCCGAAAACCCCCACAAAAGCGCCGAAAAACGGAGAUACUUAAGAGCAAGCGAGAGAAGAAACUGUUAUACUACUGUGCUACAAGCAUUCUAGCAUAUCCUGCAGGACAACGGAAAGGGAAACUGUAAAACCGCACAUUGUUAAAGCAAAAGCAAAAACGAAGGAAAAGCAACAAAAAACAAGCCGCUAAACAAGAGACAGAAAGAGAGAGAGCGAGAGAGAGAGAGAGAGAGGAAUACUAGGUAAUGCUACCGUGUCCUUUCUGUAACUGUAAAUGUUUAUAUAGAACCUAUUACGAAGCGUUAUAUGAUAAUACUGCAUACAUAUAUAUUUACAUAUAUAUAUAAAUAUAAAUAUGAUAUAUUUAGCCACUAUAUUACUGAUUUUUUUUUGUAAUGUAUUGCUUGUCUUUGUUUAGUGAAUUUGUUUGUUGUUAACACUUAAGCAGGUAAAAACUAAACAAAAAAACAGUUUUUUUUUCUUUCGAUAUAGAAACGCACUUUGUGAGCUAUUAUUUAUGUAAUUGUACAUUUGACCUAGUUUAGUGUUUAGUUCUUAUCUUAGUUUCUAAAUGUCGUCGAAGAAGCCCGCAAUACAACCCAAUAUAUGUCCCCACCCCAAGAAAAACCAAAACCCAACCCACAGAUCCCUUAAUUAUAUUUAAUUAUUGUUUACGAACAACAACAACGGAGGAAAUGCGAGAAGCAAAAGGCAAAUAAGCGAAAUGAAAAUGAAAGCAAAUAAAAUUUGUUCUUAAUUCAUACACAA
Molecule: messenger RNA, 3339 nt
Organism: Drosophila suzukii
Lineage: Eukaryota; Metazoa; Arthropoda; Insecta; Diptera; Drosophilidae
Gene: Hex-A
Product: Hexokinase A
Biological process (GO): glucose metabolic process; glycolytic process; intracellular glucose homeostasis
Cellular component (GO): cytosol; mitochondrion
Molecular function (GO): D-glucose binding; ATP binding; fructokinase activity
Source: RefSeq, a predicted model, not a curated record